AUGGAAGCGGCACAAGCUUGGGAGCUGUGCGUACUCUUGCUUGUAGCAGCUGGGUAUGUUGCAAUCGGCGUGAACUCUUUCCUGAACCGUAUCGGGCGCAAGCAGCAGUCCAGACGCUCAGAGAUUUUGGCAGAGUGUGAACGCUGUUCAGUGGAAUUGGUGCACAGUGUGGUGCCAGAUGCCACUGUGCCAGAUUACCGGUUUCGCGGCAUGCAUCUGAAGAUGUCCUCGAUCCACAUCGGAUUUGACAACGUGGGUGUGAAGUUGAAGUCCAAUGGGCGUUGCAUUCUCGAGGGUGUGACGGGCGAGUUCCAACCCAAGAGAGUAGCGGCGAUCAUGGGACCAUCUGGGGCAGGCAAAACAACAUUCAUGAAUGCGCUCUGCGGUGAACAGAUCUUCUACUCUGCCAAGCUGAGAAAUCCAGAGGGAACAGCGCCUGAAGUCUUGGACAGCAUCGUCGAAGACGUCCUAAAUGUGAUGCAGCUGCUGGACGUUCAACACAGUCUGGUUGGAAAUGUGGAGACUCGUGGCAUAAGCGGUGGCCAGCGGAAGCGUGUCAACAUUGGAUUGGAGCUUGCAGCUCGGCCCACCAUCCUUAUGCUGGACGAGCCGACCUCCGGGUUAGAUGCCACUACGGCUCUUGACAUUGUUCGGUCGUUGCAGAAGCUCACGGAGAUCGGUAUGACGGUGGUCAUGGUUGUGCACCAGCCACGGUAUUCGUUGUUCACGCUCUUCCACGAGGUGCUACUGCUCGGCCUGGGCGGCCAGACCGUGUACCUCGGCCCAAGCACUGGUGCGCUGCCUUACUUCAAGAGCCUCGGAUUUCCAAUUCCUCAGCACGAAAACCCGGCCGAUUGGUUCAUGGACGUGAUUUCCGGUAAAGUCCGGAAUGAAGGGGCCCCGUCCCCGUCCCGCAAACAACCAGAGCUAGCCACCCACUGGAAAGAAUCAGCCAAGCAAGGCCCAGAGCGUUCCAUGGGACAUCGCCAUGCAACAAAUCCGGAUGACAAGUUCAAGUUCCACAAUGCGGUUGACUCGAAGCUUGAGCUGCUUGGCCUGGGGGAUGUCAGGGCCAUAAGCGGUGAGCACUUCUCGCAAAUUCUCCAGUCAGCUGGCAUCUCGCCUUCGGAGCCUGCACUUGCAGAGAUGAAGAAGCGGAUCGGCUUUGAAGAUGACUCAGUCAGCCGCCGUGGACUGGCGCGUUUCCUCUUGGGGUUGAGAAGUUCCUUUUCAAACGAUGCAUUGAGCGACGUGCCUGACUGGGAGAAAGACAUGGAGGCAUCUGAGGCCUCCAUGGUUUCAGGAGCCAGUUCACUAGCAACGGUGGAUAAGAAGAUGGUGGGAAAGAGGGCACACUUCUGGCCACAGUACCGGGUCUUGCUCCACCAAAAUGCAAUUCGUUGGGUUCGAUUGUGGCAACAGAAGACGCUGAGCACUUUGCUGGUCAUAGCCGCUGCGAUUAUGUUCGGAGCACAGUGUACCGACAAGCUCGUGCCAGGGAACAUUUUGUGCCCCUUGAAGAUCAACCUUUCGCACUUGGCAGUUGGGCUGAUGGUCGGGAUAGCUUGCUUGCAAAUCUUUGGGGCUGAUCGGCCAACCUUCUGGCGAGAAAGCGCCAGUGGAAUAAGGGUGAUUGCUUUCUUCCUUGCGCGGAUCAGCGUUUCAUUGUUUGACGUGCUGUUGUGGACCUACAUCUACACAGCCGUUUGGAUGGCCUGUGCAUCAGCCCCAUGUCCGUACUGGAUAUGGCUGAUUGCUUUCCGCAUGACGGCAGUCAGCUCUGCCGGCAUCGGUCUUCUUCUCUCAGCCGUAGUUCCAGAGCACAGCUCAACGUUGGCGACUGCAGUUACGAUCCUGAUCAUGGGUGGUGGCAUCAGUGAACCAGAAACAGUUGCAGAAGCGGCUGGUACCUUCAAGGAGGUAUUGGCCUUCUUAUCACCUUUUACAUGGGCGAUCGGUGAGAAUUAUUUGGCCGUCAUUAACUUGCAAGGUGGCGAGGAAGCAGUCAUAGACUUCGCCAUCGACAUCGUUGAGGGCUACAAGAACAUAAUUCUUUCACUGGGUGGUGAGUAUCUUGGGUACGUGACUGCAGCCUACAUCUCGUGUGGUGUCUUCGGCAUGUUGGCAUUGGUCUCGGGCUACUUGACGUUGCGAUUCUCUUAUCGCGGGAAACAGGCGUGA
Molecule: messenger RNA, 2181 nt
Organism: Symbiodinium sp. CCMP2592
Lineage: Eukaryota; Dinophyceae; Suessiales; Symbiodiniaceae
Source: the annotation of a GenBank genome assembly